Molecule: messenger RNA, 1521 nt
Organism: Ceratitis capitata (Mediterranean fruit fly)
Lineage: Eukaryota; Metazoa; Arthropoda; Insecta; Diptera; Tephritidae
Product: serine protease inhibitor 42Dd
Exons: 4
Coding region: 115-1293 (392 amino acids)
Molecular function (GO): serine-type endopeptidase inhibitor activity
Source: RefSeq, a predicted model, not a curated record
UAUGCUCAAUUCAAAUGUUAUUCAUUGCUUGUUAAAUUGAUAUUUGAGGUGUCAGUGUGUUUAGUACUCAUUUCAAAUCAAUGGUGAGCUGACGUACUUCUUUCUGCCUACGGAAUGACGAAAAUAGUUUUGUUGCUAAUCGCCUUCUGCCACCUACACCUGGCAUUCGCUUACGAUAGCCAAAGUCGCAAUGAAUUUGCUUGGAAUUUUUUCAAAACAAUCGUCACUUAUAAACCGAAUGAGAACUUAAUCGUUUCGCCUACCUCAGUGCAAACCUGCCUGGCGAUGACGUAUAUGGGCUCUGCUCAACAAACUGCAGCCGAACUGCGACGUGUGCUUGCGCUCGAGCGAUUCGCGAGUCUAGAGGCAGUGGCAGCGGAUUUCGGGGAAUUCAUACAAUCAGCAGUCAAGUCGCCCGAGAGUAAAUUGCAAAUGGCUAAUCGUAUUUACGUCGACAGACAACUGCAGUUGGUGCCUACAUAUAAUCAGCUGAUUAGCAGUUAUUUUCGUUCAACAGCUGAGGCUGUAGAUUUCACGCGUAACACGCAGGUCGCGGAUAGUAUUAACAAAUGGGUGGAAACGGAGACACAAGGCAAGAUCAAAAAUCUUAUAGACCCCUCUGUUUUGACGGCCGAUACUGCUUUAGUCUUGACGAAUGCCAUCUACUUCAAGGCGAAUUGGCGCUAUCCAUUCGAUCCGGCGUAUACGGUGCCAAGAGAAUUUAGCUUGAACUCGGUGGAUAAAGUGCGAGCGCGUAUGAUGUAUAGGACUGAUGUGCCGUUGCGUCAUAGCGAGGUAUCGGAACUCGAUCUGGUGGCUGUGGAAUUGCCCUACGAAGGCACGGAACUGCGUAUGUUAAUACUAAUGCCAAACCGGCUGGACGGUGGUGUGGCGAGACUGGAACAGCAGUUAAGUGCGGCGACAGUGCAGCGUUUGCGGGGAUCGCUAAAAGAAAAUACUGUGGACCUUGUGCUGCCAACGUUUAAGAUCGAGUUCGAUUUGAGUUUAGUUGAAACGCUGAAAAAGUUGGGCUUAAAUUUAUUAUUUACUAAUGCUGAGCUGCCAAACAUGGUCACUGGCGCUAGAGGACCACUCUACGUAUCCGAAGUUAAACACAAGGCUUUUAUUUCAGUAGACGAAAAAGGUUCCGAAGCCUCGGGUGCCACAUACUCACAAAUCCUAGAACGCUCUGGUCGCUUCUUCCAACCCAGCAUCAUAGUUAAUCGUCCAUUUGUCUUCGCCAUACUAGAUGAUAGCGCGGUCUACUUCACGGGUCAUGUGUUGAAGCUCUAAGCAGGAAUGAUUUAUUAAUUCGAUGAACAACGGAAUGGCGCCAACUGAAUACGAACGACGGCUGUGGUCUCGCCCAAGAUAAAAGAACACAAUUACAAUUUCACGCUACAAAAUUUAAUAUUCCAAUGCACGGUUGCAUUAGCGGCAACAAAUGACGAAGUAGACUAAAGAACGGUUUGAAAAUAAAAAAUGCAGAAAAUUAAAAAUCAACAAAUGGUUGACUUUUGA